This is a messenger RNA of Chroicocephalus ridibundus (black-headed gull), 3410 nucleotides long. It is a transcript of the gene MYCL, whose product is annotated as MYCL proto-oncogene, bHLH transcription factor. The coding region runs from base 214 to 1278 and encodes 354 amino acids. The transcript has 2 exons. The record is from RefSeq and is a predicted model, not a curated record. Gene Ontology annotation, biological process: regulation of transcription by RNA polymerase II. NCBI's taxonomy places the organism in Eukaryota, Metazoa, Chordata, Aves, Charadriiformes, Laridae. Gene Ontology annotation, molecular function: RNA polymerase II cis-regulatory region sequence-specific DNA binding; protein dimerization activity; DNA-binding transcription factor activity, RNA polymerase II-specific.
UGCCCCCGUGGUCCUGGUUCGGUGGCUGGUGCGGCUGCGUUCUGCCGCGCCGGGCGAGGGUGGGGGCUUCCCCCCCCCUUCCUCCAUGGGGCUCGGGGUGUCCCUUUUCUGAGCGGGACUGCAGACCGGGGGGGGGGGCGGUAUCCCCUUUUCUUUCUGUCCCCACCCCUGCCUUUGCCGCCCCCAGGCUCUACCACCCCUCUCAACGCGGAGAUGGAGUUUGACUCGUACCAACACUACUUCUACGACCAUGAUGCCCAGGAGGAUUUUCACCGCUCCACGGCACCCAGCGAGGACAUCUGGAAGAAGUUCGAGCUUGUCCCCACGCCCCCCCUCUCCCCCCUGGGUCCCCUUGGGGAGAAAGCCUGCUGGUCGGGGGCGGAGGAGCGCUCCGGCUGCCUCUCCCGCUACUGCCUGUCCGGGGACGAGCCGGAGUAUCUCAUCGGGACGGGGGAGAUCUUCGGGAACCUGAGCGCUUUCAUCCUCAAGGAUUGCAUGUGGAGCGGAUUUUCAGCCCGGGAGAGGUUGGAGAAAGCGAUGACAGAGAAACUUUCCACGGGCACGCAGAGGGCCACCCCCCACAAACCCUCCUUCGCCCAGGAUUUUGGGUUCGGCAGCUCGGUGAGCGAGUGCGUGGAUCCCGCUGCCGUCUUCCUUUGCCCGCUGGCCGAGAGCAAGAUCCCCGCGUCCUCGGGAUCCGAGGGCCAAAGCGAUUCUGAAGGGGAGGAGAUUGAUGUGGUGACAGUGGAGAAGAGGCAAUCGCUCAGCCUGAGGAAGCCAGUCACCAUCACGCUGCGUGCUGACCCCUUGGACCCCUGUAUGAAACGCUUCCACAUCUCCGUCCACCAGCAGCAGCACAACUAUGCCGCCCGCUCGCCACCAGAUGUCUGUCCCCCACCAGAGCCGGCCCAGCAGGAUGAGGACAAGCCACUAACCACCACAGAGCCAGCCCCUGUGAUCACGCUGCCCGAGCCCAGCUUGCCGAAAGCUGGCAGCAGCCCCGGCUCCGACAGUGAGGACGUGGCCAAGAGGAAAAACCACAAUUACCUGGAGCGCAAGCGGCGCAAUGACCUGCGCUCGCGCUUCCUGGCCCUGCGGGACCAGGUGCCUGGGCUCGCCAGCUGCCCCAAGACGCCCAAAGUUGUGAUCCUGAGCAAAUCCUCUGAGUACCUGCAGUCGCUCAUCAGUGCCGAGAGGAGGAUGGCAGCCGAGAAGCGGCAGCUGCAGCUGCAGCAGUCCCAGCUGCUCAAACAGAUUGCUAACCUCAAGGGGCACUAGCACCCAAUGUGCCCCCCUCCCCGGUCCCCAUGACCCUCCUGGCUCCCUCUCAAUUUGCACAUUUUUUUAAUUUUUAUUUUGGUUGUUUGUUGAACUGUUUGCCCUGGGGGGCUGGAGCAUGCGGUGGUUGCUGCGUGUGGGGUGGCUGCGGUGGCGCUCCCAGCUGCAGGAAGGCGGCCCCAGCAGGGCCCCCUGCCCGUGGCGUCGCCUGCCUGGGGCUGGCUUCUGGCACUGGGUGUUGCAACACUUCCCCUGUCCCCCCUGUGAAGCUUUCUCAAGUGACUGCUUCAAUUCAUGGGCUCAACUCCAUUCCCCCUCCCUUGCACCCCUCUCUGCUGUUUGCCACCAACAGCAUCCCUGGGAGCUGCCCCUGGGCAUCCAUCUCACCCUAAAAAUCCCAAGCAACCAUGGUCCACUUCAGCUCAGGGAAGCAGGUGGAGGUAGACGCGGAGAGCCCAGCUUACAGGGGUUGUCUCUGGAUGGAUCCCCCUGGAGAUGGUGGUGGCAGGAUGCCUCUCACACCGGGGUUAACAGCACCCUGUGGAUGAUCCCCUUGCUCAGCUGGACCAUACCUCACUUUCUUAUCACUUCAUGCAGUAGCUUGUCGUGGAUUUUAUGUUCUAGAAACUGCUGCUGUAACUGCGAGUCUUAUACUGGAGGCUGUGUUUUUUAUACUGUAUUUUUGUACCACUUUUUGAGAAGUAUUGGUAAAGAGUUUCCUUUUUUUUAUAUAUAUAUAUAUAUAAAAAUAAACUUUUUUUGGAGGGGGGUUCCUGCUGCAGGGGAGGGCUCACUCCUGCUGCACUUUAGGGAGAUCAGGAAGGGGCUGGCUCCUGCUGGACCUUUGAGCUGAGUCUUCAUGGAAGCUGUUUUCCCCCUUGCACCUCUCCAAACCACCAAUUUGCAAUAACAGGGGAUUUUUCCCUGUGAGCAUCCUUGUGACACCCCCCCCCCCCGGCCUUUCCCACCCUUGCAAGCACCUCCUGACCAGCAGCGACUUAAAAUCCCCAGCAAAGCUUUGGACUUUGCAGGGAGCCUGGCUGCAGGGGACUGGUUGGGUGCGUGGGGGGCUGUGCUGCCUUCAAGGCUUCCCCCUGCCUGUGCUAUCCUGCUGCCCAACCUGCAGUGGGCUGUGUGAGUGGUAGAGUCCCCUGUCCCCUCCCAGGGGUGCUCCUGCAGGAUGGCACCCUUGGGUCCCCACUGACCUGCUGAGAACUGUUAGAGUUAACACUGUGGUCGGAUUUAGCACUUUCUUCGUUACCUCACACUUCAUAAAUAAAUAAGUUUGCAACAGCCUGGGUUGGCUUUUUCCAUGCAGAUGGCAGUGGGUUUCCAUGCAUUGUGCCAUGAUGCUCCUGGCGGGGCUGGCCUGGCCACUGUGUUUUGGGGUGUCCUGGCAGCCGCUCAGGAACACAAAAAUUAAUAUAUUUUGCACCAGGGCUUGGCUGCCUUGCUGCCAGUAAGACUGAGCUCUUUGUCCUGGCUUUCUCCCAGCAAUUGAAACAGAAGUAGUUACAGUGGUGGGGCCAGGGAAACGAAUCACUGGGAUUAUUUUUCCUCCUUUUAGGUGGCUUUGUUGGCAAGGAGGGGCAGGGAGCCCACUCUGGGCUCAGAGGAGGCUUUGGUGUAACUGUAAACCCCCCUAAUAGUGCUCGGAGCAGUUGGUGUGGGGCGAUCGCUGCCCCGUGGGUCAGGGGACGGCGCUGUGGUUGGCAGUAACACUAUAGGGAGUGGGGAAUGCAAUCUACUCCCUUCAAGGGGCAUCGGACAACUUCAUAUACUCGGAUCUGCCGAGUGGAUGAAAUUAUAUAUAUGUGUGUUCUCCCUGCUGCACCUGAACCCGAUGCUUUUGGGUUUCCUUCAUAUUGGUGGUAAAAGUCUUACUCUAAAGGCAAGAGGGACAUGGGAUCCUGUUACCGCUGAGAAGUCAGAAAAGAGCUGCCGCUGCUGCAGGAGACUCAAUCACCAGGGUGAAGCCAGCCUUAAAAAGCAAUGAUUCUGUACGGAAGCUCUUAAAUAAACGCUCCCUUUGGUUCUGGCAACACUUCAUGCUUUCUGCAUGUUGUUACAUCGUACCAUGUCAAAGCGUUUUAGAGCUGUAUUAAAAGGCGCUCAGAGGAACCACAGUUUAA